UAUUUGUGCAGGCUGCGCUUCUCUAUGGUAACCAGCGCAAGGAAAGCUUCCGGGUCGCGUCGGAGGAAAGGAAAUGCUCUCCAUUUCCCUUCCGGGUCGCGCUCCAGGUGGAAGAAGCAGCAUGGAGGCGAAGGCCGGGCUUGGUUCAGACGCGGCGCUGAGGCGAAAGCGGCCUCGGAAGGGAAAGAAGGGGCGCGGAGGGGGCAUGGAGCCCGAAGACGGCUGCGAAGGAGAGGCAGCGGCUGCCGAGGAAGGCCUCCGGGCGCAGCACUUGGCCCUUCUGGCGGGGAAGCCGGCGGCGGAGCGGGGCCUGGAGGAGCUGGUGUUCGGGGACGCCGGCGAAGGAGCCGCCUUGGUGCGAAGGUUGCGGGGCCCUCGCCCCCAGGUUACUGAUGUACUCAGUGGAAACUUUCUGGAAGGUGAAUCAGAGGAUUCAGAAGAGGAAAAUGAAUCGGAGGACAACUCUAUUCCAUCAAAAAAGCCAGCAUGGAUAGAUGAGGAUGAUGAAACUGAGGAAAUAAUUGAUAUGACCCAUCGAUACCGAAAAAACAUGAUGAAAAGUGAUGCAGAAAGGAAACUUACAAAAGAAAAACUUCAAAGACGACUUGAAGAACAAUUUCAGAGUGCUAUGGGAACAACUCCUUCUUGGGCACAGAGGGGCAUGAAAAAGAAGUUAAGAAAAACAAAACAUGAAGAUGACAGUGAGGAUGAAGGUGAUGAUGAUUUGUUAUGCAAGACAGGCAAUUUUCUGGCAACGUCGGACUCUUUACCAAAAGGCAUUUUACAGAUGAAAAACUGUUUGCAUGCUAAUAAUGAACGCCAGUCAGAUGUCAGACUUUCAACUGUGCAGUUCCAUCCUUCUGCUCAAGUUGUUAUGACUGCUGGGUUUGAUCGGUCUUUAUCUUUGUUCCAGGUGGAUGCGAUCACUAAUCCAAAAAUACAGAGCAUACAUUUGGAAAGCUUUCCAAUCUACAAGGCAUGUUUCAGUGCAGAUGGAGAGCAGGUUAUAGCCACUAGUACUUACAAUAAACUGUUCUAUAUAUAUGACAUGAUGGGGGGAAAGAUUAUUCCUAUAAACCAUAUCAGAGGUUUAGAGGAGAAGAUUGUCAGAAAAUUUGAAGUAUCUCCAGAUGGGAAAUUCUUACUUGUUAGUGGGACAUCAGGCUAUUUGCAUUUGAUAACAAUGAAGACAAAGGAGUUUGUUGGAAGCAUGAAAAUUAAUGGGAAGGCAAUUGCAUCAACCUACUCUCCUGAUGGGACUAAAAUCUACACCCAUUCUGCUGAGGGUGAAGUCUUCAUAUGGGAUGUGAAAAGCAGGCGGUGCCUGAACAAGUUUACUGAUGAAGGUUGUUUGCGUGGUACGUCUAUUGCUGUCUCCAAAAACAGCCAGUAUGUGGCAUGUGGUUCCAGUUCUGGAGUUGUGAAUAUGUAUUCCCAUGAUGAUUGUCUAAGACAAACCAGUCCUAAACCUCUUAAAGCUAUAAUGAAUUUGAUUACACCUGCUACUUCAUUAGUCUUCAAUCCCACCACUGAAAUUCUGGCAAUGGCUUCAAAUAAAGUUGAUGAAGCUGUAAAACUGGUCCACAUUCUUCAUACAGUAUUCUCAAAUUUUCGGGGUACAGAAGCAAACAGAUAUAUUUGGCUAACUCCAUGGUUCCACCACGAAGUGGAUAUUUUUCCAUAG
This is a messenger RNA of Sceloporus undulatus (fence lizard), 1684 nucleotides long. It is a transcript of the gene UTP18, whose product is annotated as UTP18 small subunit processome component. NCBI's taxonomy places the organism in Eukaryota, Metazoa, Chordata, Lepidosauria, Squamata, Phrynosomatidae. Gene Ontology annotation, molecular function: protein binding. The record is from RefSeq and is a predicted model, not a curated record. The transcript has 12 exons. Gene Ontology annotation, biological process: rRNA processing. Gene Ontology annotation, cellular component: Pwp2p-containing subcomplex of 90S preribosome; small-subunit processome. The coding region runs from base 74 to 1684 and encodes 536 amino acids.